CACUUCCGUCUCUGCUGCUGGGAGAGAAGUUUGGUUACCCGCCCCGUGGAGAGGCACGUAGUGGUGCUGACUGAUUACCGGGGAACCGGGAUACUGUACGGUUGUAUCGGACAUGUCAGCCAGGUCAGACCGAGACACUGGCAGCCGCUGGCAUCGGAGAAAGAGCUCUACAGACGGCCAGCAGCACCGGCAGGCGGCGGAGAAAUCAAACCAACGUCAAAGAAUGGUGCGUGGUUUCUCCAGAAAUGCUGCAAGUCUGAAGGGAACUCUGUCAACAUGUGAGGAAAACUUCCCAACAGCUCUGCCCAUGCUUUUGGAUGUGGUUACGGGUCGUGAGCGUCUUCCUGCAGAUGAGGAGUCGCAGGAAAUGCUGAGAGGGAAACUGCGCAUUCUGCAAGCUGACAGCACCGAGGUCAACGCUCUAUUCAUGGAGUUGUCCACUCAUCUCAUCUCCAUCAACAGUGAAGAAAAUGUUAUUUUUGUGACAUUCAGAACAUUUGAGGAAGUAUGGAAGUUCACCACAUAUUACACAAUAGGUUUCCUGGGUCAGUGUAUGGAGAAUCUAUUGUUAGACCAGAAGUUUUGGCUCAGUUCUUUGGAGGAGAACAUUGCUAUUGAGGUUACCAUUCAGGAGGACACUCUUAACCUUAUCUACAGAGGCAUCCUCAUGCAGGAAGGUUCAUUGUUUGCUAGUUGCUGUACCAACCAGAUGUUUGACAGCUCCACCUCUGGAAGUGACCUGUACCUGGAGCAGGGAGACAUAGCCCAGUUUGAGCCUCCCUUCCUGGGCUCAGGGUGGACUGUCCUCUGUCUGGCUGAUGGAGCCCGAGGCACUGCACCCAAACCUGCUCUCGAGCCAGUCAUCCCUUUUCAUCAAUGGUUUCUCAAAUCCAGUACAGACAGCAUUUUAGUUGGUGAUGGGAAACCUGGCUGUAACUUCCCUCAGCAGUUUGCCAGAGGAACCUGUCUAGCCACAGUGGAGUAUGAUGCUGAGGGCCCAGAUGAGCUAAGCAUGGCACCCGGUGAUCGCAUCAUUAUUGUGGGACUCCUUGUGUCUUGUCUUGAUUGGUUCACCGGGAGGAAGGAAGCGACAGGAGAAGUGGGUCUGGUCAAGACAAGCCUGGUGAAACCGUCCACUGACAUUUAUGACUCAGUAGAUAUUUGUUUGGAUGGAGAGGAAGGGACAUUCUUCAGUCUGCAAGAGGACAAAGUCAUAGAGGAAACAAUUGCCUUAUUAAAGAAGAAAUCUCAAAAUGACACUGGUCAUAACUACAAACUGGAUAUGAUCAGUUACCAAGACUCUGAAAAAAAAACAUCACUCAGCCCUUUAAGCAAAGUUGAUACUCAGCUGACUGACCUGAAGAGAAAUAUUCAGAGGAUUCUUGAUCAAGGAAAAGACUCAUCGCCAAAUUCUGUUGUGACCAUGAACGGGUCUCCAGAGGACUCGGUCCUGGAUACAGAGGCAAAAAACCCAAGCCUUCCCUGUUUCACUGUUCACAAAGAUGGAGAACAAAACAACAACACUGAGAACUUUAUUCGCCUGUUCUCUUUUUUGGAGGGACAAGACUACAAAGUAGAGUUUGGCGUCCUGUACGGACUGAGUUCUGAACUCCUCGCCUCCUCCACCUUCACUGGUCACUCUGAACAGGAUGAGCUGAUUGCCUUCCUGGGUGUUGCUAGGGAAACAGCCAGGAAGAAGCGACUCUUUUGGUCACAGACUCGUUUGUGCUUUCUGUUGGGAAAGCUGUGUGCUGGGAGGUCAAAGUUCAGCCAGGCCCGGGUUUACUUUGAGGAAGCCCUUAGUGUGCCACGAGAAGGCUUUAUGGACCUCAGGCUGUUGACCAGCAUUUAUUCCAACCUGGCUGCCAUAUAUCUUUUGCAAAAAAAUAAUGAAAGUUUCUUUGCUCUGACAGAGCGACUUGCUGCCUUGCUAGUGGGAAUCCCAGACUGCCUGGAAAGCUUAGAGGAUAACUCUGCUCUUAAAUACAUCCUGAAGAAAGCUGUUCUCUCUCACAACAAAAUGGCAGAGGCCCAUGCUUGUCAUCUAAUGGUGAAGCACCACUGGACUCGUGCUGAAGGGGUUCGAGUAGUUCCUUAUCUUGAGAGACUACUUGUUCUUUGUGCUGAAGCUCAAAGAACAUUUGGCAUCUCUCCCAGUCAUGGAUACCUGGUCCUGGGAAGGCUCUACAGCAAACUCCGACUUCCCCACCUCAGUGUCAGUUCAGCCAGGAGAGCUUCUCUGCAGCCCUCUGCUACACUGACUGACUGCCUUAGCAGUGUGGUUCUAGUUUUGGACAAUAUCAACAGACUAUAUGGGGUCACAGAACAGGAAGGUUCCAUCCCACCUCAAGUGGCUCCAUAUUUACAUCAAGCCCUCUCUUCUAUCAAAGUCCAAGAAGGAGGAAGUGACCAAUACCAUGUUUUGAGUCAUCAGCUUACUGUUUGUCUCUGCCAACUCUUUUGCAAGCACAGAAUGGUUAGAAACGCUAUCUGUCAUAUGCAUACUCUCAUCAACAACAAUCCACCUUCACAGCAACUCCCCAUCUCUGUCCCAGAAAGAAACAGUGCCCUAAUCUGGCUGGCAUGGCUUCACAUUGACCACAAUCAAGCAGAUGUUGCUUUGGAUAUCCUGGACUUGGUCCUAGCUUCCAUGCCAGAACACUGCACUACCCCUCAGGAAGGUGUGGUCCUCAACAUGCGUGGUGUGGCACUUCGAUGCAUGGGUGACCUCCGGAGGGCAGCAGAGAGCUACCAGGCUGCUGUUGACAUCUGCCAAGAGUAUGAGGACAUGCCAAACUGGGCUGUAGCUCUGGCUAACCAAGGGCUUUUAUGUCUGAAGGCUGGAGCUAAAGCUCUAGCACAGAGACACCUGACUGAGGCUGUGCGGCUCUUCUCUGAGCUGGAUGAAGAAGGUCAUGAGGCGAACUUCAUCACAGUGCUGCUGGAGUUAGGACAGCACUAUGUGAAGCAGCACCAGCUGGACUAUGGAAAAGGAUGCUACGAAUGGGCUCUGUUGCAGGCUAUCAAUACCAACCUGUUAGACUGCCAACUCACUGCAACUAGACACCUGUGCCAUCUGUAUGGGUGUGAGAGUCCAGACCAGGCCCAGUGUAUCAUCUACAGCCAGCACCAGGUCCAGCUGCUAAGACGCACAGGAGACAGAGGACAGGAGGGAGACGCACUGGAAGCCAUCAGUCAGCUCUACCUCACUCUGGGCACAGAAAGGGCAUACCGGGUGGCUCUUGACUACACCAAGAGCAGUUUGGGUAUUUUCAUCGACCUGGGCUGCAGGGAGAAAGAGGCAUAUGGCUGGCUGCAGGCUGGGAAGAUCUACCACCUGCUGGACCAAACUGAACUGGUGGACCUUUAUAUUCAGGUAUCACAGGAUGUUGCUAUGAGUACAGGAGACACCAGCUUCAUCCUGAAGCUUCUGGAAGCUGCAGGAGAUAUUUUCUUCAACAGCUGCCAGGACCGGGACAAGGCUAUCACCUUCUAUAGGGACCGUGCUCUGCCCAUUGCAGUGAAGAGCAGCAGUGUUCAUUCCAGGCUGAGGUUGUGUAAUAAGCUGGCUGAACUGAUGCGCAGUCUCAAGUUGUAUGGGGAAGCUGUGGAGUUUGCUCAGACUGCACUGGACAUUAGUAUCACUCUAGGUGAGCGUCUGAAUGAACGAGUGGCUUACCACCGUCUGGCCUCACUGUACCACAGUCUGGACCAGUAUGAACUGGCUGAACACUAUUACCUGAAGACCCUGACCCUCUGUCCAACACCUCUGCUGUUUGAUGAGGAAACACUGUACUAUGUCAGGGUGUACCAGACACUGGGGGACAUCAUAUUCUAUGACCUGAAGGACCCAUUUGAUGCUGCAGGCUACUACCACCUGGCUCUAGCUGCAGCCAUGGAUCUGGGCAACAAGAGGUCUCAGCUGCAGCUGUGCACUCGCCUCGCCACCAUCUACCACAACUUCCUAAUAGACAGGGAGCUCUCUCUCUUCUUUUACCAGAAGGCAAGAGGAUUUGCAGCAGAGCUGAACAUGAGGAGAAUUAAUAUAUCACCGGAUCAGCAGUAUAGCAGCACCUCACAGUACAAGACCACCGGACAAUAGGAAAGACACUUUGUGAAGACCUUGUCAAGUCUUUGUUUCACAAGAAAAACUAAACAUUUGCUAAGCGUCUAAAUUAAACACUCUAUACUCUGUAACACUAUAUGAUUUCUGGGAGUGCCCCUCUUGUAGUGUUGAGUUCAGUGUCUACAGUGUACAAAAGUUCAAACAGUUGUUUGAAGCCUGUUGGACAUUGAAUUUGCAACCUAUGAGGAGCAGAUUAGUCCAUGUGGGUUUUAUCUCCCAUUCUAUUGAUUUCUUUUAGCUAGUGGUGAGAUAGAGAGAGACAGAGGCUAGGUUGAAGGAAGGGCUCACUGGUUCUGGAAGUGUUUAUCCCCAUUCUGUAUUCCCAUUUCAAAUGUUUCUUUACACUGCAGAUUGUGCUAUUAGUCUUCUCAACAGUAUGAUCUUAAGCUUUCACUUGCCGUUAGUGGCGCACAUAAAGAAAUUUGAACCUCG
Messenger RNA from Siniperca chuatsi (mandarin fish), 4558 nucleotides. RefSeq names its product SH3 domain and tetratricopeptide repeat-containing protein 1. The coding region runs from base 113 to 4102 and encodes 1329 amino acids. The transcript has 19 exons. The record is from RefSeq and is a predicted model, not a curated record. Gene Ontology annotation, molecular function: protein binding. Lineage: Eukaryota; Metazoa; Chordata; Actinopteri; Centrarchiformes; Sinipercidae.